UUCAGUACCAUCUAAGAGUGCCGUAGUCCGCGAAGGCGCAACCGUCUCAGCCUGCACGGAUUUUCAUUGGCGCUGCGACGAUCCAGUCAACUAAUUGGAGCAACUAACUGUCCUUUUUCCAUUUUUAUAAGAAAACAUAUAUAUUUUUUUUAUUUUGCUGGGUUUUUUUUUUUCUUCGGAGGAAUAAUUUCUCUUGGCGUCCAGAAUAAUGGAGAAAAUGUCUCGACCUCUUCCUAUCAGCUCAACUUUCCUACCUCCGACUCAUGGUGUACUCAAAUCUCUGCUGGAAAACCCUUUGAAACUCCCGUUUCAUCACGAUGAAGGGUUUGGAAAAGAGAAGGAGAAAGAGAAGAAGUUGGAGGAGGAUGGCAGCGGGGUCAACGCGCCACAGUCUGCCUUCUUGGGGCCAACCCUGUGGGACAAGACCCUGCCGUACGAUGGUGACAACUUUCAGCUGGAGUACAUGGACCUGGAGGAGUUCCUCUCUGAGAAUGGCAUCCCUGCUAAUCCCCAAAGUGACCAAAGCCAACCCCCGCAGCAGCCUCUGCAGCAGCCCCCACCUGCACCUCCGACACCCUCAGUGGUUGACCUGAGCAAUCGCCCCACGACAUCUGUUCAUCCAGGAGACAUAGUAACACAGAACUGCCUCCCUAACCAGGGAAGAACAGGCCAAAUGCUGCCCUCAGCACGUAACACUCCCAGCCCCAUUGACCCAGAGUCCAUCCAGGUUCCGGUGGGCUACGAACCCGACCCGGCCGACCUCGCCCUGUCCAGCGUUCCCGGCCAGGAAAUUUUCGACCCGCGCAAGCGCAAGUUCUCCGCCGAGGAGCUCAAACCACAGCCCAUGAUCAAGAAAGCGCGAAAGGUCUUCAUCCCAGAAGACAUGAAGGAUGACAAGUACUGGGCAAGGCGCAGAAAGAACAACGUGGCAGCCAAGCGGUCGCGGGACGCCCGACGACUGAAGGAGAACCAGAUUGCCAUCCGCGCUGCCUUCUUAGAGAAGGAGAACACCGCCCUUCGUCAGGAGGUGGCCGACCUGAGGAAGGAGCUGGGUCGCUGCAAAAACGUUCUGGCCAAAUACGAGGCGCGACACGGUCCUCUGUGAAAAAGCCCCCCUCACCCUGUCCUGACAAAAAAAAAACAAAACAAACCCAACCAACAUCCCUUCCACAACACCUCCCCCCCCCCCCCCCCUCCCCUCCCUGUGUGAGAUCCAAGGACUAUGUGUGUCCCGUUUGGUGACACCAAUAUCCUCUUUCCCUUUCAAUCUCUUUCUCUUUAUCGCUAAAAUGUCUUUUCAAGAACCCUGUGACCCUCUUUGAUUCUUUCUCACGAUGAUGUUUAAUUCUGUCGUUUGCAUCUAUUUGUUAUUCUUUGUCUGUUCAUCUGUCCUCUUCCUGAUUCCCUACCUAAAUGUACACAUACAUGAAUAUGACAUACAUAGGGUAUGUACUGUAUAUCUCUGUAAUUUUGUCUUUAUUACGUUUUUUUUUUUUUCUUUCUCUCUUUCAUUUUCCUGCAUCCACAAGUUCGAUUUGGAAAUUAAGCUAUACGGUUUGUUCUCCUCUUUUUUUUUUUCUUAAUUGUUUUAUACGUAUAGUUCUGGCUGAGCACUGUGGGAGUUUGUCCCCCACUUUUGUACUGUCCUUUCCUAGUGCUGCUUUAGGAGUGAUAAAGCCCCCGCCCCCCAACACUUCUCACACACCUACACACAAUCCAGUUUCUCUACUGUCAAAAUUUCUCAGAGAAACCUUUAUGGACAUUCUCAUCUUUUUCGUUUGUGUCUCUGACGUCUUUCUUAAAUAGAAACAUGCAACAUUUUUUCCAGGUAUUACAGUUCUGAAAACAGGUGUUGUAUUUUUUUUUUUACAUCUCUGUUGUAUUUUGGUUUAAUAGUGAGACUUUAUUUUCGUUAGGAUCUCUCCGUCUCUCUCGUGUCGGGUAUUAAUUUAACACUAGCUGUUUAAUGAAGGUCCUGUGGUCGUUCUUCUUUGUUGUGCUUCAUUUUAUAUUUUCAUCUUAAGUCAUUAGUGCUCGUGCUUUCCAAGACUGUCACCAGAAGUACUUGUGUAUUAUUACUUUUUUUUUUAUUACUGCCGAACACCAGCGUCAUUUUACCAUCAUCUCACCAUGGAGCAAUAAACCGGCCCAAUCAGAGCAUUAACCAAGGAGACAAUAGCUCAGCUCCUCACAUGGCAUCCCUUACUUCUGACUGGCUGCCUGUCUCAAAACGCUGACACUGUUAAAAAAAGGCUUCUUUUUCAGACAAGUCCUUUUUCUUUCCCUGUCUGUCUUUUUUUUUUUUAAGAACUCGGGAGUGUUGGGGAAAGACAUCCCUCCAGAAUGCUGAAUCUCCUAAUGUUGGAGUCUUUUUGUCUUUGCUCCCCUCCCCUCCCCAACACCCCACACCCCCACCUCCCUCGCUCUCAGCUACCCCCCCCCCCCACUAAUGCGUGUUCCACAAUCCGAUCUGGUGCAAUGUUUCUACUUCCUCGGUCUAAUCUGCCCGAUAGUUAUGGAAAGUGUUUGGAAUGGGGGAAAAAAAACCCCUUUGAAAUCUGUUGUUAGAAAACAUUAUAAUUACGCCUAUUGUUGCUGUUGUUAUUAUUUGUAUUGUAAUUAUUAUUAUUAUUACUAUGAUUUCUGGUUAAAUAUUUCAGCAUGACUUCUACUUCAGAGCACAAACCUCAAGCUAACCGUUAACUCGUUUUCAGAGUGGAAGAAGACUCUACUUUCCUUUCCUUUCCUCUCUUUUUCUCUUUCUUUUUGUUUUUUUUUUCUUUAGCAUGACUAUCAGGAGCGGUAAUUUUUAAAUCUAUACUUACAGAUAUACGUUGUCAUUUUGUAACUAUGUGUUUGCCUUCUUCUAAGAUGGCAGUAUGAAUGUACUGAAUGUGUAAGAUG
Molecule: messenger RNA, 2904 nt
Organism: Chanos chanos (milkfish)
Lineage: Eukaryota; Metazoa; Chordata; Actinopteri; Gonorynchiformes; Chanidae
Gene: hlfa
Product: HLF transcription factor, PAR bZIP family member a
Exons: 5
Coding region: 209-1105 (298 amino acids)
Biological process (GO): regulation of transcription by RNA polymerase II
Cellular component (GO): nucleus
Molecular function (GO): RNA polymerase II cis-regulatory region sequence-specific DNA binding; DNA-binding transcription factor activity, RNA polymerase II-specific
Source: RefSeq, a predicted model, not a curated record